Coccinella septempunctata (seven-spotted ladybird) is the source of this 1950-nucleotide messenger RNA. RefSeq lists its product as uncharacterized. The record is from RefSeq and is a predicted model, not a curated record. NCBI's taxonomy places the organism in Eukaryota, Metazoa, Arthropoda, Insecta, Coleoptera, Coccinellidae. Gene Ontology annotation, molecular function: nucleic acid binding. Gene Ontology annotation, biological process: DNA integration. The transcript has a single exon. The coding region runs from base 1 to 1950 and encodes 649 amino acids.
AUGGCAAAAUCAAGAGUUUCACCUAUCAAGAACAUCGUUUCGAUUCCUAGACUUGAACUUCAAGCUGCAGUUUUGGGUAGCAGAUUAGCAGUGACUAUAAAAGAGAACCAUAGUUUGAAUAUCCACAAAUGUUUCUAUUGGACUGAUUCCAAAACAGUAGCUGGAUGGAUAAAAGCUAAUCCAACUAUUUUCAAGCCAUUUGUUGCCCAUCGAGUGUCUGAAAUUGUAGAAAAUACCGAUGCUAGAGAAUGGAAUUGGAUAUCGACAAAAGAAAAUGUUGCCGAUGAUGCCACGAGGGAAAAUUAUCAAAAUGAAUGGAAAACUGGUGGCAGAUGGUUGGAAGGGCCUCCUUUCCUUAAGAAUAAAACUGAAGAAUGGCCCCAAUAUCAGAUUCCCGAUUUUGAUACUUCGGAAAAUAAAAAAUGUUUUGUAGGUGUAACCGUUAAGGUGAAUUUAACAGAAGCCUUGCCAAAAAUUACCAGAUUCUCAAGGUGGUUAAAACUCAUUCGUACAACAGCUUGGAUGUUGAGAUUUUUACAACAAGUCAAGAAGAAAUCACCCAUAGAUGGAGAACUGACGACGAGCGAAGUGGAAAUAGCCGAAAAACUAUGGAUAAGAUGUGUUCAAAGUGAAGAUUUUUCAGAAGAAUUCCAGUCUCUUAAGUCAAGUGGAAUGGUUGAAUCAUAUAGCAAAUUGUCCAAACUGUCUCCAAUUUUAGAUCACGAAGAUAUUAUACGGGUCCGGAGCAGAAUAAUAUAUUCCAACGAUUUAACGGAUGAUGCAAAAUUUCCCAUCAUACUCGAGCCAAAAAAUUAUUUCACAAAAUUACUAAUUCGUUAUUAUCACAACAAAGCAGCACAUAGUGGACAAGAAUUUGUCGCCAACGAACUACGCCAACGAUAUUGGAUUCUGAAUAUGAGGUCAGCGGUCAGAAAUUCUUGGACAGAAUGUCAGUUUUGCAAAAACAGAAGAGCAAAACCUGAAAUUCCAGAGAUGGCCCCACUGCCAGAAUCCCGACUAGGUUCGUUCGUAAGACCUUUCACUACGACCGGUAUGGACUAUUUUGGACCUAUGCAAGUUUCAAUUGGCCGUAGACGUGAAAAGAGAUAUGGGGUACUCUUCACUUGCAUGAGCACCCGUGCAGUUCAUCUGGAAAUAGCUCAUUCAUUGACCACAGAUUCGGCGAUAAUGGCAAUCAGAAGAUUAAUCGGUCGAAGAGGAUGCCCCAAGAGAAUAUUUUCAGAUAAUGGCACAAAUCUACGAGGAGCAGAAAGAGAGCUGAAAAAUGCAAUAGAAAAUUUUGACCAAAACAGAAUGACAUCAAGCAUGACAACAAAUAAUAUUGAAUUUAACUUCAUUCCUCCUUCUGCUCCUCACAUGGGUGGCAGCUGGGAGCGUUUAGUUAAAUCGAUAAAGAUAACACUGAGUAUUAUCUUAAAAGAUAAAUCUCCACAAGAAGAAGUUUUACAAACUUUAUUGAUUGAAGCGGAAAGUUUAGUGAAUAGUCGGCCUUUAGUUCACGUUUCACUGGACAAUGCAGAUAGUGAAGCACUCACACCGAACCAUUUUUUGAUAGGUACUUCCAGCGCAGCUCAGAUCCCAGGAAAAUUUGACGAGAAUGAUUUAGUCACAAGAAAACAGUGGAGAAAAUCACAACUUUUGGCUGAUCACUUUUGGCGACGCUGGAUCAAGGAAUAUCUUCCUGUCCUGACAAAAAGAACGAAGUGGUUCUCAUCUUCUAAAAGAAAAAUUGGUAUUGGCGAUGUAGUCAUCAUUAUCGACUCGCAAUUUUCGAGAAACACAUGGCCUAAAGGUAUUGUCACUGCAGUAUAUCCCGGUGCAGAUGGAAACAUUAGAGUGGUCGAUGUUAAAACAACUAUUGGAACCUACAGACGGCCUCUCACCAAAUUAUGUUUACUUGAUCUGGAAGGAAAUUAUGAAAAGAAGUAA